AUAUAUUUUGUUGUGCUAAGAAUCUUGAAUUACUAAAAAAAUGUGGCAGCCUGACUUUAGACUAUUAUACUUUAGUAUUUCUUUCAAAUCGUUGUUUACAUAGUAUUAUCAAUGUUUAGUGUUAUGUAUUCAGUACAUGUGUAGAUGCAAAAACGACUAAUCUUCUAAAUCCAUAAGCGCAUAAAAGAAAAAACCUUCGCAGACAACAGUCAGCUACCCCCUAUUCACCUUAUUACUUAACAGCUAGAUCCUCCGAACUCCCGGCUUUGUUGUUUGGGCCCAUGGGGCAGAUCGAGCAGCGCGUGACUGACAGCGCGCGCGGGGCGUUGUCCAAUAAGCGGUCUACCCGACGCCCUGUGGGUGAGUCUUCAAGCCCAUUGGUUAUAGCGAGUGUGGGAAAGAAUGCGGAGAAGGUUUCACAUAAACCGGGAGCUAACUAGACAGCUAUAAAUACCUCCUGCUUGUGGCCAAAUUAUAUCAGAUAUGCUUAAAUGGCACGUGCAUAUGUGAUAUAUCACUACAUUUAAGUGAUAUCAUCAAAUGGGACUUGGUGUUCCAUCGUCAGUGUCACCUGAUGCUAGUCUUUUUUUAAUGUUCAGGGCAUAGGCUAAAAACUGGAAAUCCCACAAAAGGAUAUAACUGUUUGUAUAUAAUUUUCUCAUUAAAACAAAGAAUACUGAAAAUGCCUGCAGACCUUUUGGAGAAAGUUGCAACGUCUCCAAUCGCCUGUGCCAGUGCCAAUGGGACAUACACACCAGACAAACUGAAAAAUGCCAGCGAGCACAGAAAGACGUCCAAACCCAUCAUGGAGAAACGUCGGAGAGCGAGAAUUAACGAAAGCCUAGGACAGCUCAAGACUCUUAUUCUUGACGCGCUUAAAAAAGAUAGUUCAAGGCACUCUAAACUGGAGAAAGCUGAUAUUUUAGAGAUGACAGUGAAGCACUUGCGGAACUUACAUCGUGUUCAAAUGACUGCGCUAACAGGUGAUGUAACAAUCCUAAGUAAAUAUAGGGCAGGAUUUAACGAAUGCAUGAACGAGGUGAGUCGUUUCUUGUCUACUUGCGACGGCGUAAACACGGAGGUGAAGUCCCGGCUUCUGAACCAUCUGUCAAGCUGUCUAGGACAGAUGAUCGCCAUGGGUUAUCCACAACCAGCCCCAGCUCAACAGACUCACCAAGUACAGCCAUUGAAUGUACAAUUACCUUCGACAUUGCCUGUUAGUGGUGUCUCAGUGUCGUGUAAACUGAGUCCCGCUGAAGCGAUUUCACCUAAAAUCUAUGGUGGCCUCCAACUCGUACCUGCAACUGACGGACAGUUCGCCUUCCUCAUUCACAAUUCAAACUUUGCAUCAGCUGCUACCUCUGUUAUUCCUGUCUACACCAAGACGAGUAUGCCAGUAACUGUAAACUACAGUCCAGAAUCCGUGGUUCCGUCGCCAGUCCAGGGUGUCACUUUGUUCGCCGGAGUUUCUCGGGCCAAUCCGGCCAGCCCAGGCGCGGAUGUGGAAAGCGGCGGCUCCGUUUGGCGACCCUGGUAAAUAUAGUGGAGGAAACGUAGUUUCCCAUGAAACGUCAUUUUUUCAGAUGAAGAUGAGAGUUCCGUUUUAAGGAGCAAGAUUUUUUUUCAACUGGACUAGACUUGAGCUAUCUUUUAUUUAUUUUUAAUUUGGAUGUGAAUAAUAAAUGUAAUGUUCGUUCUUUUUGAAAAUGGAAAAAUGGAAGAUAGCCUACUUGUCUAUUCUAUUAUGCUUUUCUUAAAGGUUUUGUACAACUUCGUCAGCUGUCACGUCAUCUUGCCAAAGCUCUGUUUUAUAUUGUUUGCCAUUUCGUGUUUAAAACGAAUGGGUCACCGGGAAUAAAAACUGGUAAAAAAUGAUAACUGAAAAACACUACUUUAUGUAUUUUAUUACUUUCCAGUAUUUCAAAAUGCAUGUACAUCCGCUACAUGAAUUAUAAAGACUAUUAUACGUUUGUAAUGGUACGUGCUAACGUAUGAAUUACAUUUUUUUGUGUUUAAGUACAAAAAGAGGUGACUAUCAAAGUAUGCCUACAGGCAUGCUCCCCCCGUGUCAUUGAGUGUCCUCCGGGUCCUACGCCGUCCCCCCACAGUCCAAACACAUGCUGAUUUUAAUUGAAAUUGCUAAAUUGCCCAUAGGUGUGCAUGUGUGUGUAAGUGAAUGGUGCGUGAGUGUGCCCUGCGAUGGGUUGGCGCCCCAUCCUGGGCUGAUUCCUGCUUAGCGCCCACAGGCUCCGGACCCCCCGCGACCCUGAACAAGCCGCUUUUACAGAGGGCGGAUGGGUGAUCGAAUUGUACUGAAACUUGUAUAGAGGUCAUUUUAAAGCUGAACCACCCUGCCUCUGUGAUUUAAAGUCAUCUCUGUAUAUGCAGCUGCAAAUGUAGUUCGGGGUUAAUGUCAUUCUACUCUGCAGAAGGAAGGUCCUUGCUGUGUUUUGUUUGAAACUUGGUCGGAUCCCGAAUACCUGAAUAGGAGGGAAAGUAAUGGUGGUAAAGCUACUUUUCUGAAAAUGACUCAAAUACAUGUAAGCAGUGUGUUUCCGUUGUUUUUUUACUUGAGGGGGCACAAGUAACUAAAUAAUUCAGGUAGGCUACAACUCGUGAACAGACCAUGAACCUAUAAAGUUCCUGCAUGAACCGUCAUGAGUGAUUAAUGAUGAACGAACAUGGAAUCAGUACGUAUCCUACACUUACAGUUACUCGUUAAUUAAUAAGUUAAACAUGUACUACAUUACAGUAUUGUAUAAGUUACCGAGAAAACGAAGUUCGUUUGGUGCUUCAUUUCUCAUAUCUCU
Molecule: messenger RNA, 2810 nt
Organism: Brienomyrus brachyistius
Lineage: Eukaryota; Metazoa; Chordata; Actinopteri; Osteoglossiformes; Mormyridae
Product: transcription factor HES-4-B-like
Exons: 4
Coding region: 683-1537 (284 amino acids)
Biological process (GO): regulation of neurogenesis; regulation of transcription by RNA polymerase II; anterior/posterior pattern specification
Cellular component (GO): nucleus
Molecular function (GO): protein dimerization activity; DNA-binding transcription factor activity, RNA polymerase II-specific; RNA polymerase II cis-regulatory region sequence-specific DNA binding
Source: RefSeq, a predicted model, not a curated record